AUGCGCGGACCAUGCUGGACAUGUCGCAGUCGCACAAUCCAGUGUGAUCAGUCCCGCUUUCCGUGCUUAAAGUGUGAGAAAGCGGGCUUGGAAUGCUUCGACAAAAGACCGCUGAGAUGGGUCAAAGGCGUGGCGAUCCGGGGAAAGAUGCGCGGGCUAAGCUUUGAAGGAGCUUCUGGCGCCUUUAAUAAUCUACGAUUCGCGCGGCAGAGGCGGAGUCAGCCUUUACUCGAUUCAGCAACACGUUCAGCAGCGAACAUCGGCCCCUGCCCUGCGUUGCAGGAUUCGCGUAUACAUAAUUUGGAUCGGCUGUCGAGAUUUUAUAUUGAUUAUUACAACAAACGCAUCUGCAAACUAUACAUCUUGUAUGAUAGCGAUAGCAAUCCAUUCCGGAACUUACUUCCUUACGCUCUGGAAGAUUCAGCUCUGCGAAAAUCCAUCGUCGCUCUCGCAGCGCGUCACUUUGCAAACACAGGUCACUCCUUUGAUCAGGUCGAUGCGGACAUUUCCCCACAAUUUGUAAAUGCCAAUCUAGAUGCGCUAUUUUUCAAAAAGCAAACUCUAGAGGCACUUUCAUUGUCACUGUCCCAUGCAGAGCAUUGCAAGACGACCGCGACAUGGGCAACUAUUCUACUCCUUAUAUUUCUUGACCUUCUUGAAUCUGGUAUUGAUGGCUGGAGUAUCCAUCUUCAAGGCGCCAAAGGUCUUCAUAUCGUUUAUAAGUCACUUGUCGAGUCAGACUUCAGUAGCCAUUUCGAUAAUGUUCGUGGAGAGACGGCCCAUGAGAUAAGGCAAUUUAUCGCCAAACAGCUUUCGUUGAUUGAAACUCUUGGUUCUGCGCUCUCAUUCCCUACGUCAUGUUUCACUCCAGUAUUACAAUACUCUGUCGAAGACAAAGAAGAUAGGCAUCAAGAGUCCAUUGUGAGGAGUUUCCUCGGAUGCCCACAAUUUAUUCUAAGAGCUGUACGGUUUUUUUCCGACCAACGAAUAAUUUUGAGGGAUAUUGAGAACCACGAUGACAUCCUUGCUCAUGAAAAUGUACGAGACACCGUUGAAAUGCUCGAGCUGACUGAAAAGUUCGAUUCCUUUGCGUGGGCAUCCAACUUCCAGCGAACUAGCUCCUCCUCUACGACAGACAUCAACAAACUCUGUAUGCUAUCGCAGGCAUACCAGUCUGCUGCUUUGCUAUACGGAAGGGAAGUUCUUGGAACUUCACGGACUGCAAAACAUGAAAACGAGGAAUUGGUUUCCCGAUUGCUUGGGUUGAUUGAAGCACUCAAAGGCGACGCGGCAUUGUUUAAGUGUCUGAUCUGGCCGACUUUUAUUGUCGGUAUUGGUUGCUGGGCACAAAGCCAACGUACCUUUGUCACUGAGUCUUUGAGACUGCUCUGGGACUCUACAGGUUGUUUGAAUGUAAUCAACGCUUCAAAGAUUUUGCGAGACCAUUGGGAACGGAAAGAUCAGCAAGGAACCCCAAUGCGAAGGGAUUCUGACAUAGAUGGGCUGGAUUCUGGUUGGCUUCUCAUAUGA
This is a messenger RNA of Penicillium maclennaniae, 1530 nucleotides long. RefSeq names its product Zn(II)2Cys6 transcription factor. Gene Ontology annotation, molecular function: transcription cis-regulatory region binding; DNA-binding transcription factor activity, RNA polymerase II-specific; zinc ion binding. The coding region runs from base 1 to 1530 and encodes 509 amino acids. Gene Ontology annotation, cellular component: nucleus. Lineage: Eukaryota; Fungi; Ascomycota; Eurotiomycetes; Eurotiales; Aspergillaceae. The record is from RefSeq and is a predicted model, not a curated record. Gene Ontology annotation, biological process: positive regulation of transcription by RNA polymerase II. The transcript has 3 exons.